CACAUGAGACAUCAGCUGUCUGAGGCUGUUAACAAAGGGCACAUCCCGUGUAUUCACGCGAGAUUUCCUGGAGAAUAUCGGGCGCGAAUUCGGUAAAAGGUCCGGUGGUCCGGCUCUGUGUACAGUUGUUGGUAACUAGUGACCAACAUGUCCAAAAGGAAAAGCAGCUCUGCCGGGGACAAGCCCCACAAACGGGCCAAACCUGUGGAGGAGGAGGAAGAUGCAAAUGAUCAUGAAAGUGACCAGGAAGAUCAUCUGCGGAGUGAACAGGUGCCCAGUGCUGGUGAGGUGGUGAGUGAUGCUGGGAUUGUGGAGAGCAUCACACUGAAGAACUUCAUGUGCCACUCUCUCCUUGGCCCAUUCACUUUUGGGUCCAAUGUCAACUUUGUUGUCGGCAACAAUGGAAGUGGAAAGAGUGCUGUUCUUACAGCUCUCAUAGUUGCCUUAGGUGGGAAUGCACAGGCUACAAACAGAGGCUCAUCUCUCAAGGGUUUUGUGAAGGAAGGAGAAAGCUCAGCUGAUGUGUCGAUCACCCUGCGGAACAAAGGAAGGGACGCUUACAAACCAGACGUGUAUGGUACAGCCAUCACAGUAGACCUGAGAAUCACACGCGAGGGGCUGAGAACCUACAAACUCAAAAGCAAAUCCGGUCAACUUGUGUCAAGCAAAAAAGAAGAACUCCUGUCCAUCUUGGACAAUUUUAAUAUACAGGUCAACAAUCCUGUGUCAGUCCUCACUCAAGAGAUGAGCAAAUACUUCCUACACUCCAAAGGAGAAGGGGACAAAUACAAGUUUUUUAUGAAAGCUACGCAACUGGACCAGAUGAGAGAGGACUUUGUUUACAUCAAAACCACCAAACAUCUCACAGAGGAUAAAGUUGAACAACAUAGUGAAAGCUUGAAAGACCUGAAGAGGAAGUACCUCGAGAAAGAGGACCGUUACAAGAGCUUGGCUUCACUUGAUGAAAUGCACACAAAACUGGAGGAGCUGCAGAAACAAAUGGCUUGGGCUUUGGUGGCUGAGGUGGAGAAAGAGUCAGAGCCAAUGAAGGAGAAGCUGCAGUCAGACAGACGUUCUACAGAGAAAUUUGAUGAGAAGGUGGAAGAGUGGAAGAAUAAGGUGGAGGAGGCUGAGAGGAAGCAAAAGCAGAGCCAGGAACAGGUGGACGGGGUCACGCAGCAACUCUCGGAGCUCCAGUCCAGAUGUUCUGUGCUAAAGGCCGAGGUCCAGAAGCGAAAUGCCACAUUUAAGUCCAGUGAGGUUACUGUCCACAGAUGCAAGGCUAACCUGAGGGACCUGGAAAAGGACAAAGUCCAGCUCUCCUCAAGGAUAAAUGAUCUCAAGCUGAGCAUCAGUCAGACGACCGGAGUAGAGAGCCAGGCCAGGAUGGAGCGUGUGGGACAGAUACAGGCUGAGCUGGAAACCCUAAGACACCACAUCUCCACUCUGGGCCAGCAGACUGACCAGUAUCAGCACGCCUGCAGCCGUGCCAAGGAGGAACAAGGGAAGAUGAGGAGAGAACAGGAAAUGCUCCAGAGGAGCAUUGACGCCAACAGAAGGAACCUACAAACUAUGGAGAGCAGUCGGUCCAAUCGCCUGCGGCGUUUUGGAGAGCAUGUGCCUGCACUCGUCAACGCCAUCGAGGAAGCUCACAAAAGGGGCCAGUUUAAGCACAAACCUCGAGGGCCCCUGGGUUUCCAUAUAAGCCUGAAAGACCCAGAGAUGGCCCUGGCUGUAGAGUCCUGUCUUAAAGGCCAGCUGCAAGCCUUUACCUGUGAUAACCAUGAGGAUGAGAGGGUGCUGCAGGGGCUCAUGACCCGAGUGUUGCCACGCGGCCGCAGACCCGCCAUCAUCACCAGCAGUUUUCUCACAAGUGUCCAUGACACAAGAAAGAGGGCUGUGAAUCACCCAGAGUACCCCUCCGUGCUUCAAGCUCUAGAAAUUGAGGACCCAGUGGUGGCCAACUGCCUCAUUGAUCAAAAGGGCAUAGAGAGCAUUCUACUCAUUAAGAAUCGUACAGAUGCUCGAAGAGUGAUGCAAGGCAGAAACCCUCCUCAGAACUGUUCCCAGGCCUUCUCCAAGGAGGGAGAUCAGAUCUUCACUAACCGCACUUACACCGCUGAGCAGACCAGAGCCAACUGCCUCUCAGGAGAUGUUGAGGAGGAGAUCAGACAUCUGCAGAGGGAGAUGGAGAACCAAGAAGCUCAGGCGAAUCGCUUCCGUCAACAGAUGAAAAAAUUGGAUGAAGGCAUCAAACAGAACGAAUUGCUGCUGAGAAGAACCCACAUGGAGCAAAAGACAUGCAAAGAUAAGGCCACAAAGCUGCAGCUGGAGCUGACAGACCUAAAUAAUGUGGAGGAGCCACAGUCAGAGGACCUCAGACCCCUGGAGGAAGAUCUGCAGGAGAUUGUUUCGAAGAUCUCAUCCAAGCGCGUUGAGUACGAAGAGGCACGAGCUCAGAUGGCGGAGCACAAGGCUGCCUAUGAUGCUGCCGAGAAGGAAUACAAACAGCACAAAGAGCUGAUCAACACCAUCGCAGAGGAGGCAGACUCAAAGAAGGAAGAUCUGAGCAAGACCGAUCAGGAGGUGAUGAGGUGCAAGCAUCACAAGAAACACUACGAAGAGAAACGCAGUGCCCAUCUCUGCAACAUACAGACCCUCGAAGCUAACCUGGAAAGAAAGGAGCAGGAACUUCAGACAUCUGUAGCCAAGGCAAAGAAAAUCUCUCCAGAGCGUCUGGAGGUUCGACGGACAGCCAGGAGUCUUGACAGUGAGAUCAACCGUCUCAAGGUUAAGAUCACGACCCAGCAGGAACAACAGGGUGACCGCGAGGAGGUUGUGAGGCAGUAUCACGAGGCUCUGGAGAGCUACAAGAACAUGGCACAGAAAAUGAAGAACCUCAACAGCUUCAUUAGGAGUCUGGACAACGUCAUGAACCACAGACUUCAGGUUUACGCUGAGCUCAGGAGGUUCCUCUCGGCCCGCUGUAAAUACUACUUCGACAGCAUGCUUGCUCAGAGAGGCUACACUGGAAGUAUGACCUUCGACCACAAGAACGAGACCCUCUCCAUCUCAGUGCAGCCGGGCCAAGGAAACAAGGCUGACUUGAGUGACAUGCGCUCCUUGUCCGGAGGCGAGCGCUCCUUCUCCACCGUUUGCUUUGUUCUCUCUCUUUGGGCCAUCACCGAGGCGCCUUUCCGCUGCCUUGAUGAGUUUGAUGUUUACAUGGACAUGGUGAACAGGAGGAUAUCAAUGGACAUGAUGCUGAAGGUGGCUGCUGGUCAGCGCUACAGACAGUUCAUCUUCCUCACCCCACAGAGCAUGAGCUCUCUUCCAGUGAGCAAACUCAUCCGCAUCCUGCGACUGAAAGAUCCAGACCGCGGUCAAAACAAUGCACAAAGAACGCAAGAGGAGGACGAGUAGUGUUUUGCUAGCUGGUAAUGUAGCAUCGGUUGAGGUAAUGAGACCACUAGAAAGCGCUAGGACCCUUCAGGACGUUGGGGUCGUAUGUUCAUUCCUGUUUUAAGGGGAAGAUUUUGAAAGAAGUGAUCCCACAUGCUCUCUUUAGCCUUUAAAUGGACUUCAGUUUUGAGAAGGAUUACUUGUCUGUGUUCAAAAGCAAUAGCAACUGUUUAUUGAAUGUGUUUUCCAUGUUUUGUACUGCAUCCAUGCACCGAUUAAAUGCUGUGAGAGUUUUUACUUAGAUGGGUCCUGUACAGGGAGGGGAAAUGUUUAUAUCCAUUGUCAAAAUAAGCAUUGGCUGUAAAACAGGCACAUUGUCAGAAUUAAUGAUGCCAUUGUAAGAAAUAUUUAAUGUUCAUUAAACCAAAUAAUUUAAGAGACAAA
This is a messenger RNA of Acanthopagrus latus (yellowfin seabream), 3846 nucleotides long. RefSeq lists its product as uncharacterized. Lineage: Eukaryota; Metazoa; Chordata; Actinopteri; Spariformes; Sparidae. The transcript has 27 exons. Gene Ontology annotation, cellular component: nucleus; site of double-strand break; Smc5-Smc6 complex. Gene Ontology annotation, molecular function: damaged DNA binding; single-stranded DNA binding. Gene Ontology annotation, biological process: double-strand break repair via homologous recombination. The coding region runs from base 148 to 3423 and encodes 1091 amino acids. The record is from RefSeq and is a predicted model, not a curated record.